Lacerta agilis (Sand lizard) is the source of this 333-nucleotide messenger RNA. RefSeq names its product protein mago nashi homolog. The record is from RefSeq and is a predicted model, not a curated record. Gene Ontology annotation, biological process: RNA splicing. The transcript has a single exon. Lineage: Eukaryota; Metazoa; Chordata; Lepidosauria; Squamata; Lacertidae. The coding region runs from base 1 to 333 and encodes 110 amino acids. Gene Ontology annotation, cellular component: exon-exon junction complex; catalytic step 2 spliceosome; nucleus.
AUGGCGAGCGAUUUCUAUUUGCGUUAUUACGUUGGGCACAAGGGGAAGUUCGGCCACGAUUUUCUCGAGUUCGAGUUCCGCCCUGAUGGGAAACUGAGAUAUGCAAACAACAACAAUUAUAAAAAUGAUGUCAUGGUCAGAAAAGAAGCCUACAUACACAAAAGUCUGAUGGAAGAGCUAAAGAGGAUAAUCGAUGACAGCGAAAUCACGAAAGAAGAGGAUGCAUUAUGGCCGCCUCCUGACAGAGUUGGCCGGCAGGAGCUCGAAAUUGUAAUUGGUGAUGAUCACAUCUCUUUUACCACAUCAAAAAUUGGUUCUCUGGGGGACCUAUGA